UCCCCCUUCUUUCUUUCUAAAUUGUGCUAAGAGAAGAGAAUAAUAAGAAUUCUCUAAUUUUUAAUACCGAAAUCAUUAAAUGAUUUUGAAUUUCUAAAAAAACAUCAAAAGUAUCGAAGCGUAGAUCCAAUUCGAAAAAAAAAGAUAAAGAGAUUAGACAACAUAAUAAUAAAUAUAAUAAUUAGCAAUGGAUAUGGUGAUGAACAAGGCAGGUUCGUAUUUGAUUGGUCAGAAAGCUGGCAAGGAAUUCAAUUCCGUCACCAAUGAUCUUAACAACUUGCAAAACAGUAUUACUGGAGGAACCAAAAAGCUCGUGAACAAAAUGAAAGGAAAAACACAAAGGCCAUUACCAGAGCUACUAAAGGAGUAUGAAAUUCCAACGGGCAUUUUCCCUCGCGAAGCAACAAACUACGAGUUUAAUGAAGAGACAAAGAAACUUACUGUCCAUCUACCGGAGAUAUGUGAAAUUACAUAUAGAGAUGCAUCGAUUGUACGAUUCAAUAAUACAGUUAGUGUACAUAUAGAGAAGGGAAAGUUAGAUGAAAUAGAAGGAAUGAAAACAAAAGUAAUGUUCCUUUUUAUAACAGUUAGUGUUAUUUUGUUUGAACAAACAGAAAUUCAUUUCACUGCUGGAUUGAGGAGAACACGUCCAAGAAAUGCAUAUGAAGCCAUUAGAGAUGGAAUUGGGAUAGACAAAUUCUAGUGAGAUCAACUAACUCUCAACAUUGAGUUUUUCGUAUAAUAUGAUACUUUCUUGUUAAAAUUUUGGGGAGAAUUGAUUUUAUAGGUAAUGUAUAAUUUUUUUUUAGUUUUAUGAUUUUUUGUGAGAGA
Molecule: messenger RNA, 831 nt
Organism: Solanum pennellii
Lineage: Eukaryota; Viridiplantae; Streptophyta; Magnoliopsida; Solanales; Solanaceae
Exons: 3
Coding region: 188-703 (171 amino acids)
Source: RefSeq, a predicted model, not a curated record